AUGCUAUCGCAAUCCACUCUGGCCUGCUUCCUCAUCCUCCUCCUAGCCUUCACCUCAUAUCAAGUCGUUUCCCUCACGGCGCCGGACAGCCAGACUGCAAAGCAGUUGGAGGCGGAUUUGUUCGACACAGCCGACUUGGUGGAUGGGGAGAAGGCACUCGAUGACAUGGAGACAGAACACAUAGGCCCAGUUGACGAAGCUGACACAUCCGACGGUCAGUGUGAAGUUCUCGUGCGGGCCGGAUGGUGUCGCUUCCGACGAAUCCUAAGCCGUGCUUUGCGAAGAGUGCGUGAAAAGAUUUGA
Messenger RNA from Hydatigera taeniaeformis, 303 nucleotides. The record is from the annotation of a GenBank genome assembly. NCBI's taxonomy places the organism in Eukaryota, Metazoa, Platyhelminthes, Cestoda, Cyclophyllidea, Taeniidae.